This is a messenger RNA of Sinocyclocheilus anshuiensis, 483 nucleotides long. Its product is annotated as interleukin-21-like. NCBI's taxonomy places the organism in Eukaryota, Metazoa, Chordata, Actinopteri, Cypriniformes, Cyprinidae. Gene Ontology annotation, cellular component: extracellular region. The coding region runs from base 1 to 438 and encodes 145 amino acids. Gene Ontology annotation, molecular function: cytokine receptor binding. The transcript has 6 exons. The record is from RefSeq and is a predicted model, not a curated record. Gene Ontology annotation, biological process: immune response.
AUGAAGGCGUCUGUGUGUUUAGUGUUUGCAGUGGUUUGUUGGAUCGCAGCGCAGGCAGAGGAGUCGCCAAAGAUCCUCACGCUCAGUAAAGUUAUGAAUGAACUCAACAAGAUCAACCACGGAAUGGGCAACAGCAAAAGUUUGAACUCACCCACCAUCAACGAUCUGAAGGAUUGCUGUGUUGCAUCUGCUCUGGAAUGUUUUCGGUCCCAAGUGCUUAACCUGUCAGUCGCUGAUGCCAAACUAAAGCGGUCACAGAGGAUCAUCUCACAUGAGCUUCGCAAAUCAGUCAUUGUGAAAAGUGUGUCCAGUUGCAAACCUGAAGAGAUACAGACAGCUCAGUGCAAGUCAUGUGACUCGUACAACAAGGUUGACAGCCGAAUGUUUGUGCAGAAUUUUCAAACUCUUCUGCAAAAGAUCUAUGCCAGUCAAGCGUAAAGAUGAAAGAGUGAAGAGACUGUGUAUAACACUACCUGACCAACC